Mobula hypostoma (lesser devil ray) is the source of this 2317-nucleotide messenger RNA. Its product is annotated as grpE protein homolog 1, mitochondrial-like. Gene Ontology annotation, biological process: protein folding; protein import into mitochondrial matrix. Gene Ontology annotation, cellular component: PAM complex, Tim23 associated import motor. The record is from RefSeq and is a predicted model, not a curated record. The transcript is spliced from 4 exons. NCBI's taxonomy places the organism in Eukaryota, Metazoa, Chordata, Chondrichthyes, Myliobatiformes, Myliobatidae. The coding region runs from base 242 to 979 and encodes 245 amino acids. Gene Ontology annotation, molecular function: protein homodimerization activity; adenyl-nucleotide exchange factor activity; protein-folding chaperone binding.
GUGGAGGGGAGAAGAGGGGCCUGCCUGUCUCGAAGGGGAGGGUAAACGAGCCAAACCCUGAACUGCUCUGUUCUAGCACACUCCGAUCACCGGAGCAAAGCAGAGAUGUCACAUGACGUGCCGGCUCUGCUCUGUGAUGUCACAAACGGCGCGUGGGGCGGGGCGGGAAAGCCGGUUCCGGGGCGGCCGCUCGGCUGCCGCCUCUUAAAUCUGGAAAGCGCCGGCCGAGCUCCGAGACAAAAUGGUCACCAUGUACUUGAGGGCGCUGCGGAUGGGCUGUCAUGUGGCGAACUUGAAUCAGCGGGCGAGUGGAAGGAGUUUUUUGACCGUCUGUGCUACUCCCAUCCAACACAAAACUGAAGAAAAUCAAGGUUCAUUGAAUACCACAAAGCCUACUAAGAGCCCUGCUGAAAAUAUGGUGCAAGAUAAGAUGAAUUCUAGUCCCUGUGCCACUCAAAAAAUGCAAGUGCUGCAACUUAAAAUGAAUGAGUUGGAUCGAGAAUAUCGAACCCUGCAGGAUAACUACAGAAGGGUUUUAGCCCAUGCUGAAGACACCAAUAGAAGAGUUCGAAAAUCCGUAGAAGAUGCCAGGAUGUAUGGUAUCCAUAGUUUUUGCAAAGAUAUCCUGGCAGUUGCUGAUUUACUGGAAGAGACCACACAGAAUGUAACCGAGAUGGAGCUUGAAAGUUCUAAUCCAACAGUUAAGAACCUCUACGAAGGAUUAUGCUUGAUAAAUGAGAAACUAUGCAAAGUAUUUGCCAAGCAUGGGAUGGAGAAAAUGAGCUCUCUUGGCUGCAAGUACAACUCAGCAGAACAUGACAUUGUUUCACGUGUUCCAUCUGUGGAAGCUUUACCUGGCACUGUGGUAAAGAUCGUGCAAGAAGGUUAUAAACUUCAUGGCAGAAUCCUGAGGACUGCACAGGUUGGACUGGCUAUUGAGAUUCAGCCACAUUUAAGAAAAGGCAAAAGUAGAUCUUGACAAAUGCACGAUGGUCACAGUGUGGUCUGAUUGUAAGAAUCGUAAUUUAUGAAAAGCGUUGAGUUUUUUGACAUCCUGUACUUAUUAUGGUUAGCUAUAUAGUAAUUUAAGCUUUAAAACGGUUAAGAUUUGACUUUGUUGCAAGGAGAGAAACGGACAUUUUACAAGAUAGUAAGUGCUUUACAUGAAAGUGGCUAGUUCAGUUUCAUGCAUGAAAGGAAGUCAAAUCGAAAUGAUUUCCAGAUAUACUUAAAUAUAAAGGCCUUCCUGAAAUGGAAGCUCUUUCCCUGUCAUUGCCAAAAACCUGUCAACUGUGUCCAUUCAGAUGUGGUAAGUGGUUGAUGGGAAUAGAGAAGGAUGCUUCCUAGGGAGUUAAGUCAGCAGCCAAGCCCUACAGAUUUGUGGAUUGUGCUUACUUGGUUGAAGUCAUUGUGUAGUUGGUAAAAUUUGCCUUGGUUUUUCUUAAAUUCUUUCCUCACUUCAUAUUAGUGCCCAGUAACAAAACUGAUGGUGCCCUUGUGGGGAAAAAUAACAGUUCCAUUUGGUUGCACUGAAGCAUCAGUGGAUAAUUGUUUGAGUACGGUAAAAGAAGAAAUCUAUUGAACUGCAUCCCACUGAGAUCAAGGAAAUGUAUAAAGUAAAAAUGGAAAGGGUACGGGGUGAAUUUUUAACAUGGAUUACAUGAUAAAUUUAUUUGAAGUUCUUGUGGAAUUGCAAUUUGGUAUUAAAAUGCCACUGGAGGGAACUACCAGAGGAAAUAUAUAGAAUCUACAUAUCUAUAAAGGAGAGAGCCACAAGAUUUUGCUUAUUUUUCUUUGGCGAGUUUAAUAAGACUACUGUUAAAUCUAGUCCACUUCCUGUGCUAUUAAUGUAAGUUUGUUCAAAAGUUGGUUAAACUAGCCCUUUGUAUCACAUCCCAUCACUUAUUUUGGAAGUGUGGGCUUGGGUAGUUCUUGAGUAUUUCACUUGAAUUUUGACAUUCAAUUUUGCGUGGGCCUACAUUGCACUUAUUUGUAAAGUUGCCUUUUUUUCUGCCUGAUUUGUGGACAGAAUAGUAUGUUAUUUAUUACAGUAAUGUUAAACUGUAAAUAUAUUUAACAUACCAUGACAUGCAAGAUUUUAUUUUUUUGUAAUCAAGUAGCAUAGGUAUGCCAAUGGAAAUGGUAAUAUAUUUAUAUAAUAUUUGGAUUAUUUUGUCACUGUUAUGUGGGCUGAAACCUAUUGUGUGCCAGAAGUUUCUAUUGAGCCAAUAUGUGAGUUUUAUUGUAUGCAAAUUGAAAACAACUUAAAACUUAAAAAAAACAUUGUUGACCAGUAAACAUUCCUUUGUAAUUAAAG